This is a messenger RNA of Vombatus ursinus (common wombat), 1552 nucleotides long. It is a transcript of the gene RNFT1, whose product is annotated as ring finger protein, transmembrane 1. Gene Ontology annotation, biological process: positive regulation of ERAD pathway. The transcript has 9 exons. NCBI's taxonomy places the organism in Eukaryota, Metazoa, Chordata, Mammalia, Diprotodontia, Vombatidae. Gene Ontology annotation, cellular component: endoplasmic reticulum. Gene Ontology annotation, molecular function: ubiquitin protein ligase activity. Bases 125 to 1327 code for a protein of 400 amino acids. The record is from RefSeq and is a predicted model, not a curated record.
UCUCCUCCCGCUGCCGCCGCCGCCGCCGCCGACGCCGACGCCGAGGCCUCGUCAGACUCAUCAUGAGAGGAGACAUAACCCUCAAACAAACACAUCUGGAUCAAAGGAAAAGCAGUCCAAGGCCAUGCAAGCCAGCUGUAGUCACCUUCACAAUCUUCCAGGAACAGGAGGCAGUGAGACUGCCCCAGCUUCUCAUUGUGCCCAUACUGUAAGAAUGACUGGUGAAGGUUCUUGCCAUCAUCCUGGAGACAUUCACAUCCAGAUAAGCUCUGUACCUGGAGAGUGUGGUGAAAGUCCAAGCCCUAGAAACUUAAGGUCUGGUUCCCAAAGCAAUACUCAGGGCUGCAUACACAGUCGAUUAAGAAGUCAUUCACACAAUGAAGCAAGGCAACCUGAUGAUGCUACCAUGGAGCCAGGAGAAAACGGCAGCAGCUCUAUCUCUGAGUUUCGCUAUCUCUUCCAUUGGUUGCAGAAAAGUCUUCCAUAUAUUUUGAUUUUGUGUGUCAAACUUGUAAUGCAGCAUAUAACAGGCAUUUCUCUUGGAAUUGGGCUGCUAACAACUUUUAUGUAUGCAAACAAAAGCAUUGUAAAUCAGGUUUUUCUAAGAGAAAGGUGCUCAAAGGUACAGUGCGCUUGUUUACUGGUAUUCUUAGCAGGAUCUUCCGUUCUCUUAUAUUACACCUUUCAGUCUCAAUCACUUUAUUACAGCUUAAUCUUUUUAAAUCCUACUUUGGAUUUUUCGAGCUUCUGGGAGGUACUCUGGAUUGUGGGAAUCACAGACUUCAUCCUUAAAUUCCUCUUCAUGGGCUUCAAAUGCCUUAUUUUGUUGGUGCCUUCUUUUGUGAUGUCUUUUAAAUCCAAGGGCUAUUGGUAUAUGCUCAUAGAAGAAUCAUGCCAGUAUUAUCGAACUUUUGUUCCUAUUCCAGUUUGGUUUCGUUACCUUGUUAGCUAUGGGGAGUUGGGAGGCAGUGUAACAGGAUGGAGUCUUGGGAUUCUGCUGGGUCUGCUCUACCUCAUUCUAAAACUUCUAGACUUUUUUGGGCAUCUGAGAACUUUCAGGCAGGCUGUACGGAUAUUUUUAACACGCCCAAGUUAUGGUGUGACAGCCUCCAAAAGACAGUGUUCAGAAGCUGAUGAUCUUUGUUCUAUCUGUCAGGCUGAAUUCCAGAAGCCUAUUCUUCUCAUCUGCCAGCAUAUAUUUUGUGAAGAGUGUAUCACGUUAUGGUUUAAUAGAGAGAAAACAUGUCCACUUUGCAGAACUGUUAUUUCAGACCAUGUAAACAAAUGGAAAGAUGGAGCCACUUCAUCACAUCUUCAGAUUUAUUAAAUCCUGUCAACUGCUAUUUGGUGUUUAUAGGAUGCUGGUUUUCAUUUAAUGUUUGACUAAGUAAUGUGGGUACUGCUAUAAUUGAAUUUUAAAUGGACUUUCAAUGUUUUUAGUUCAAAACUAACCUUGAGCAUCCAAAUCAGACAUUUUAGACUAUUAGAAACAAGUUAAAGAAAAUUCUGUCUACAGACAUGAAAUUUUAAGAAUUAAAUGGGUAAAAAGCAA